Messenger RNA from Gallus gallus (chicken), 1724 nucleotides. RefSeq names its product COP9 signalosome subunit 4 (gene COPS4). The record is from RefSeq and is marked validated. Gene Ontology annotation, cellular component: cytosol; COP9 signalosome. NCBI's taxonomy places the organism in Eukaryota, Metazoa, Chordata, Aves, Galliformes, Phasianidae. The transcript is spliced from 10 exons. Bases 87 to 1307 code for a protein of 406 amino acids.
CCCGCUUCCCCGAGCUUCCGGUUCCGCCCCCUCACCGUGGGGCCGCUCUAGCUCGCCGGCGCCGCCGCUCUAUGGUAGGCGAGAAGAUGGCGGCGGCGGUGCGGCAGGAGCUGGCGCAGCUGAUGAACUCUAGCGGCUCCCACAAGGACUUGGCGGGAAAAUACCGUCAAAUAUUGGAAAAAGCAAUUCAGCUGUCAGGUGCACAACAACUUGAAGCUUUGAAAGCUUUUGUAGAAGCGAUGGUGAACGAGAAUGUCAGCCUAGUGAUAUCACGUCAGCUGCUGACAGAUUUCUGUACCCAUCUUCCAAGUCUUCCUGACAGCACGGCCAAAGAAAUAUACCACUUCACCCUGGAAAAGAUACAGCCUAGAGUCAUUUCAUUUGAAGAGCAGGUUGCUUCAAUAAGGCAACAUCUUGCAUCCAUCUACGAGAAAGAAGAAGACUGGAGAAAUGCAGCACAAGUAUUGGUGGGGAUCCCUUUGGAAACAGGGCAAAAACAGUACAAUGUAGAUUAUAAACUGGAGACCUACCUGAAAAUUGCCAGGCUGUAUCUGGAGGAUGAUGACCCAGUUCAAGCAGAAGCUUAUAUUAAUCGAGCUUCCCUUCUUCAGAAUGAAUCAACAAAUGAACAGCUACAAAUCCAUUAUAAGGUUUGUUAUGCUCGAGUUCUUGAUUAUAGAAGAAAGUUCAUUGAGGCUGCCCAAAGAUACAACGAGCUGUCCUAUAAGAGCAUAGUUCAUGAAAGUGAGCGACUGGAGGCACUGAAGCAUGCUUUGCAUUGUACUAUUCUGGCAUCGGCAGGACAGCAGCGUUCUCGCAUGCUUGCUACGCUUUUUAAGGAUGAGAGAUGCCAGCAGCUUGCAGCCUAUGGAAUCUUGGAGAAAAUGUAUCUUGACAGAAUUAUUCGUGGCAACCAACUGCAAGAGUUUGCAGCUAUGCUAAUGCCUCACCAGAAAGCAACUACAGCUGACGGUUCCAGUAUCCUGGACAGAGCUGUCAUUGAACACAAUUUACUAUCUGCAAGCAAACUUUACAACAAUAUUACCUUUGAAGAGCUUGGAGCAUUACUGGAGAUCCCUGCAGCUAAGGCAGAAAAGAUAGCUUCUCAGAUGAUAACUGAGGGGCGCAUGAAUGGAUUCAUUGAUCAGAUUGACGGAAUUGUUCAUUUUGAGACUCGUGAAGCUUUGCCAACUUGGGACAAGCAGAUUCAGUCCCUGUGUUUCCAGGUGAACAACCUGCUGGAGAAGAUAAGUCAGACAGCCCCAGAAUGGACAGCCCAGGCAAUGGAGGCUCAGAUGGCUCAGUGACCGCACAGCCAUGGUUUUCUGUACUGGAGGGAAGGAAGCUGAGCAGGACUGUUAGCUGAAUGAAUAACCCACCUUUGUGUCCACACCUUUUGCUUUCACUCUGCCUUAGGACACAUUAGGCGAUACUGCGUUUGUUGUGAGAGUUCCCCUGUUCUCUGAGCGUUGGAUGAUGUUGCUGCAUCUGCGUUGUGCUUUGCUGUCCUGAAAGCUGUGGUUUCUGCAUAGAAGAAGCUGCCGUGUCGGAACAAGCUUGGGUUUUGGUUUAUUUAAUGUCAUUUGGUUUUCCACUGUAUUGCUAUAGCUUUGCAGCCCAUUACUUCCUAAGGUGUUCAUCCCACUGUGACAAAUGGAAGUGCCAUGUAUCUUCUACUUGUAAUUAUUCUAAUAAAAGCUGCAGUAAGCCACUUGUUUUAAGUG